Adineta ricciae is the source of this 2925-nucleotide messenger RNA. Lineage: Eukaryota; Metazoa; Rotifera; Eurotatoria; Adinetida; Adinetidae. The record is from the annotation of a GenBank genome assembly.
AUGUCUGAUAGAAGUAAACUUUCAUACUAUUUUGCAAGAAAAUCAGAAAUUCCAUUACAACAGUCGUGUGAUAUAUAUGAUACAACAAUUGUUAAUCCAAAUAUUGUAAAUUUGAAUGAAUCAGAAACAUUAAACGAAGAUGAUGAAUUUCCACAAAGCUCAUCAACGAUAUCUAUGCCUAAAAAUCAAAGUGAAAGAUGUGAAAGUCCGACCACUGAAAAUUCAGCAACAGUAACAACAAUUGAUAAUUAUGGACCAUCAUUUAAUUUAAAAACUGAUUCAUAUAAACGAGAUCCUGGUCGAGGUCCAUCGGCAGCUAAAGAAUUUGUAUUAUUAGGAGCAUAUCAACCAAACAUUAAAUUUCCAACAGAUAAUCAUCGUCAUUUUUGUCGAGCUUGGUAUCAACUUUAUCCUUGGUUGGAAUUUAGUGAAAUGACGAAAAAAUCAUAUUGUUUUGUCUGUCGUUUUGGUUAUUCAGAAAGUCGAUUUGAAAAAGCAUUUACUAUUGAUGGAUAUGAUAACUGGAAAAUGGCCAUAUCCAAAUUUAAUAAACAUCAGGCAUCAUCAUCACAUAAGUAUGCAAACGAAUUAUGGAUUAAUGCAUGUAAAAAUUACAGAAGUAAUGAUGAUGUUUUAAAACAACUCGAUAAACAACAUGAAAAACAAAAUUUGGAAAAUCGAAUGUAUUUGAAAGAAAUAAUUCGAAGCAUUUUAUUUCUCGCUAAACAAGGUUUAGCGUUUCGAGGUCAUCGCGAGAAUGAUCAAUCUGAAAAUAAAGAUUUUUGUAAAGCUUUAUGUCCCACUAAUCAUACUCUUAAUUUUUUAGGUAAUCUUCUUGAACUUCUUGAACUAAGAAGUAUUGAAAAUGAAUUGAUUAAAAGUAAAUUAAAAUCUUUGAAAUAUACACACCAUUCAAUACAAAAUGAAAUAUUAAAUUUAAUACAAGAGAAUAUAUUAUCUCAAAUCAUAUUCGAGAUAAAAGAUGCCAAAUACUUUUCAAUCAUGAUCGACGAAACAUCUGAUAUUUCUCGUCAUGAACAAGUUUCAUUAGUCAUACGAUACACUGAUGAUCAAUUUCAUGUUUAUGAACGUUUUAUUGGUUUUGAACGAGCAUCUAGUACAACUGGUGAUGGUUUAUUUCAUUUACUAUUGGAAUGGUUAAAAAAAAUGGAUUUGAAUAUUAAUCAUAUAGUUGGACAGUGUUAUGAUGGUGCUAGUGCCAUGAGUGGUAUUUAUAAAGGUGUUGCAGUUCGUUUAACAGAGCUAGUACCAAUUGCUAUUUACAUACAUUGUAACGGACAUAUUUUGAAUUUGUGUUUGGUUGACGUAGCAAAAGCUGUGGUACCUGUUAGAAAUACUUUUGGUAUUAUGUCUUCACUUUAUAAUUUUAUUGAAGGUUCAGUGAAACGACAUAAAGUCUUUGAAGAUAUUCAAAAAGAAGUUGGUUUAGCACCUACACCAUUGAAGAAAUUAUCUGACACACGAUGGGCAUGUCGUUUUCAAUCUUUAAAAGCUGUCUUAACACGAUAUCCUGAAAUAAUUAUCGCUUUAGAAGAAAUUGAUGUUGGUGAUGCAUUCAUUAUGUUAAAAGUUAUACAAACAUUUGAUUUUGGUUUUCAUAUCCAUUUAAUGAUUAAACAAUGGUUCAGAAUAUGGAGUGAAGCUAUGAGUGUUUGUGAUGCAAAAAAUAUUGAUGAACCUUGUGAACGUCGAAAAAGGAAAGUUCCUGCACGUUUCGGUGGUGGUGAUGUUUUAUCAACUACAUUGUCUGUUAAAGAUAGUUAUAGAAUUUAUUCGUUUGAUGCUGUAGUAGAUGUAAUCAUAUCAUCAAUCAAACAGAGAUUUGAUAAAAACAAUAUUCAUAUAGUCAUCUUGUGUGAAAAAUUGUUUUUAACGAAUGUGUUUUUGGACGAUGCUGAAUUAACACAAAUUGUUAAAUUUUACAAUGUGAAUUAUGAUGAUUUACGAACUGAACAACGUUUGUACAAAGUAGCUCUUGGUGAAAAGAAUCAAUGGACACUAUCAUUAGCACGACCUGUCCACAUGGAAGAAUCAAAAAUUCAUUUUCGUCAAGUUAUAAUCGAAGUUUUGGAUCAUUUAAGUUCGGUUGAACGAAAAAAACUUUCAUUUUUGUUACUUGAUGAUAUUGAUCGUCGUAUUUGUGAUGAUCCAACCAUUGGAGGAGCUUUAGAUAGUAUUCAACAACUUGUGGAUCGAGGAAAAAUCUCCGAAGAAGAUUUUUCCUAUUUAAUCGAUGCUUUUCAAAGAAUAAAAUGUUAUCAAGCUGUGAAAAGUUUAAAAAAACUUGAAAAAAAUCAAAUCUCACGUUCAUCUACAAACCAUUAUUCGAAUAGCAACAGCAAUGAAAAUAAAUCCUUCGCUCUUAUUGAGAAAUGUUUAGAAGAUGAAGAAGACAAAAUAUCUUCAAUAAAUCACACAGAAGUUACAAUUGAAAAUCAUGUAAUAAAACCAUUAAUCGAAAAGGAAGAAUCUUCUAAAUUUCAUCCAAAUAUAUUCCCAUUAAUUUAUUUCAAAUCACAACGUCUUAUUUGGUUAUUCAUGUUAAUCAUUUUCUUUCUUAUCAUUCUAUUAUCAGUUAUUGGUUUCAAACGUUAUUAUUCUUCAUCGAAAGUCUCUACAAUACCCUCAAAAACAACAACGACAACAAUCAGCAUGACGUCAUCUUCUACGAAUGAUUCUCGAUGUGAAUUACCUCUUGGACGAUCAUGUACAAGUGAUACUCCAUCAAAUACAAAAUUAGAAGGUUUGGGAGUUUAUUAUGAGAAACCAUGUUACGGAGUUGGGUGUGGAUUUUUAAAACCGUUUUGUCGUCUCUGUUGGGUCGAUUCAAAAGCGCCUGGAAGAAUGGAUCGACUUCAAUGUCCUCCAUGUGUUCAAACUGUUUUAAAUCAACAAGAUUCGUAA